CAAUUCUCGGCAAAAAACAGGUGCCGGGGAACGUCGCGGGAGCGGUGUUUCAAGCGGAGCCGGACUUGCUUUGGGAAUGGCAGGACGGAGUGUGCGGACAGGUUUUACCGCUUCUUGGGGAUACUACUUCUAGUCGAGGCGUGUUGACGAACAAUGGCUUGUCUUGCGUCCCUGUAGUUCCUGCUCCAGCUACAACUCCCGCAGUAGCAGCUCCAACGGGAGGCACAACCGCAAGCUCCUCGUCCUCUAGCAGUACUAAAACUGCGCUGGCUGCGAUGAUGCGGCAUGCGAAUGAUCCGAUUGGCAGCCGGUUUUGGGAAAGCGCUCGCGGGGCAGAAUUGCGUCUGCCGGAAGUUGGUUCAGGUGCUGCAGGGUCUGGGUUAUGAACGAAGAAAAUAAUCAAACAAGAUCUUGUGUGGGCUUUGUAUGUAGAUGUGCGACCACUUCGGAGACGAGAAUGCCUAAAUUCCUCUUCGCAGAUUGCCGUGCAGAAUGAUGUUACUCAGCAUGGUAUGAAUGUCAUGCGAAUUUAUGAGCUUCACACCGUCGUGCAAGAUGUUACCCGCCAUGGUAUCAGGCCCACCACAAUUCCAUGCGCUUCACACCGUCGCGGAGAAUGUUUUGCGCCUUGGUGUCAUGUCCACCAUGCAAGAAAGCGGCUUCGUGUGAUCAAUUCGACAGCACCUCCUAAUGGUCGUGCAGAAAAUGGUCCUUGGUGCUUUGAAAUUAAAAUUGUUUGUUUCAUAAAUUGAAAUGUACGAGCGAAGCAAGAGUGAAAUUCCUCCUUCUUGCACUGCCCACACAAGGCUCCACGACUUUCCAUUUCCAUAACCCAAUCUACGCGGAACGGAACAGGAUGUGGAUCAGGUCUCCGGCGAAGAAGCAUCCUCCGUCGGUGUUGGUACUAGCGGCGGUUCCGUGGCAACAAGCUUGCUGAGAAAAGAAGAUACCAAGCCGGGAUCAUCUUCUCGAGGACGCGAGGCUGGACAAUUGAAAGUCACAAAGAUUUUGCAGCGCAAGCAGGACCAGCACCAGUCGGACCGCGAUGCUGUACCGAAAUCUACCAGCAGCAGCCGGGAUCAACACUGGAAACCAGUGAACGUUCGAGAUUUGUUUCCCAAUCUGGAACAAGACAAACCAGGACUAAGCCACGGGGCCGGUAGUUCAAGCACAGGCAGAAGAAUUGAGGAUGCUAGUACUGCAACUGCUCCGCAACAGCCUGCUGCGAGUAGUUCUUCGUCCGCCUGGAAACCAAAACUGCCGACAGCAGAUCCUAUCUCCGCGAGUCCGGCUUUGCCAGUCGGCAAACACAUCGACGUCGCAGAGCUGUUUCAAGCGAAAAAGCCGAAGGGAACAAGAUCUACUCCGGUUGGAGGUGCAUCUUCAAAGAAGCCUGCGUGGGAAGCAGAGUCGCCCUUAGGGCGCAACAGCAGGAGGAACAAAGGAGGGAACUUCACUGCAACAGCAGUGCACGAGGAAGGAGACGAUGAACAUUUCCCAGAACAACAUUCCGAGCGGACGAGACAGCAAAAAAUCAAGAACCGCAAGUUUCCGAUCGAAAACGAAGGAGUGAAUCAAACGGCGAGGCUUGGCGGAAGACCGAUUGUAUCUGUUCCGAAGCAGGGGCCGGCUCUUGGACGGGCAGGAAAGGCUGGAAGAGCGAAUGUAGUUCAAAAGAGCAGCUACUACCCAGCACCUGUAGUUGGUGCAAGAGGACGAGCAUCUGCAUCUGCCGGCAGCGACCGCAACUCAACCUCCACCCCCGCUGCUUCCCCCCCGCCGGCCGCUCGGGGGGAUAAAAACUAUUUGGAAGAUUU
Messenger RNA from Amoebophrya sp. A120, 1817 nucleotides. The record is from the annotation of a GenBank genome assembly. NCBI's taxonomy places the organism in Eukaryota, Dinophyceae, Syndiniales, Amoebophryaceae.